Molecule: messenger RNA, 1593 nt
Organism: Vespula pensylvanica (western yellowjacket)
Lineage: Eukaryota; Metazoa; Arthropoda; Insecta; Hymenoptera; Vespidae
Product: annexin B9
Exons: 7
Coding region: 200-1171 (323 amino acids)
Cellular component (GO): cytoplasm
Molecular function (GO): calcium ion binding; calcium-dependent phospholipid binding
Source: RefSeq, a predicted model, not a curated record
UUUUUCUCUAAUGGGAUUACUCACUAGAUACUGCCAUUCUUUAAAUAAGUAGGAAACGAUACUUUAUUACUCAUCGCCGGAUAAAACACCGUCAUAUUGACGUGUUCCAACCUUCAGACUAUCAUUAUACGUUUAUACGGCGUAGGGGAAGCUUGGUAGUUUAAAGCAAAACUAUUGUGCUAUUUAUAACUGCCCUACGAUGUCUCAACAAUAUUAUCCAUUUAAGUGCACACCUACAGUGUAUCCUGCAGAUCCAUUUGAUGCUAAUGCAGAUGCAGCUGUGCUUCGAAAAGCGAUGAAAGGUUUUGGAACUGAUGAGAGAGCUAUUAUUGAUAUAUUAACUAGAAGAGGAAUUGUUCAACGUUUAGAAAUUGCAGAAGCUUAUAAAACUUUAUAUGGAAAAGAUUUAAUAAGUGACCUUAAAAGUGAGCUUACAGGAAAAUUAGAAGAUGUAAUAAUUGCUCUUAUGACACCUUUGCCACAUUAUUAUGCGAAAGAAUUGCAUAAUGCAGUAAGUGGAUUAGGAACAGACGAAGAAGCAAUUGUAGAAAUUCUUUGUACUCUUAGUAAUUAUGGCAUUCGCACAAUUGCUGCAUUUUAUGAGAAUUUAUAUAGUAAAACUUUGGAAAGUGAUUUAAAGGGAGAUACUUCAGGUCAUUUCAAAAGAUUAUUAGUAUCUCUUGUUCAAGCUAAUAGAGAUGAGAAUCAAGGAAUAGAUCAUGAUCAAGCAACUGCUGAUGCUCAAGCACUUUAUGAAGCUGGUGAAAAACAAUGGGGUACUGAUGAAUCUCAAUUUAAUGCUAUAUUAAUAACACGGAGUUAUCAGCAAUUGAGACAAACCUUUCUUGAAUAUGAAAAAAUUGCUGGACAUGACAUAGAAGUUGCUAUUAAAAAAGAAUUUUCUGGAAGCAUUGAAAAAGGACUCUUGGGAAUAGUGAAAUGUGUGAAAUCAAAAGUGGGUUUCUUUGCUGAACGUUUAUAUGAUAGCAUGCAUGGUAUUGGAACAAAAGACAAAACUUUAAUUCGCAUUAUUGUAUCAAGAAGUGAAAUAGAUUUAGGUGAUAUUAAGAAGGCAUUUGAAGAAAGAUAUGGAAAAAGUUUGGAAAGUUGGAUUGCUGAUGAUACCUCUGGUGAUUAUAAAAAAGCUCUUUUGUCUUUAGUUUCUACUUAAUUCUGAUCAUAAUAUUUAAUGUAUAAAGAUUAUAAACAGUAUAAGUGAACUUUUAUAGUGUAUAGUAAUAUCAGUAUAAUAUGCAAUAUUAUCUGAUAUUCGAACUAUGAAUUUAGUUUAGAAUCUCAAUUUUUCUUAAAAUGCAAUUGUCAUAACGAGGGUCUGAUGUUUUGCUCAUAGUAAAAGUUCCAUAUAGCUUAUAUAUAAAAAAAAAGUUUAAUUAUGCAUAAAUUAAUAUUUUUUACACAUUUUAUAUAUUUUUAUUAUAUACACUUAUAUAUAUUGUGCCUACAUAUAUUGUCUAAUAGAGAGAUUUAUUUUUGAGUAAAUAUUAAAAUUGUUAACACAUGAAUAGAAUAAUUGUUAUAAUUAAUGUACACUUUUAAAUACUUCGCGUUUAUUAAAAAUACUACUAAAACACA